Messenger RNA from Vicia villosa (hairy vetch), 465 nucleotides. RefSeq names its product protein MAIN-LIKE 1-like. Bases 1 to 465 code for a protein of 154 amino acids. The transcript is spliced from 2 exons. The record is from RefSeq and is a predicted model, not a curated record. Lineage: Eukaryota; Viridiplantae; Streptophyta; Magnoliopsida; Fabales; Fabaceae.
AUGGAUGAGGUGCCUGCUGGUUCCUCAUCUGGAUCUAGGAGUCGACUAGGUCGGGCGUCUUCCUCCCGUAAGGUGGUAUGUGAGGAGGAGGAGAUCGAGGAGGAGGUGAGACAUCAUGAGGAUGAUAUACCUGAUGUUGACCCUCCGAGCGGGGAGGAUGAUACGGAGGAGGGCUACCCGGGAGGGCCUACAGACACUUCAGUGCUGAUUUACUAUCACGACCACGUCGCUCGACGUGUUUGGGAGGGAGAGGAACGUCCGACCAUAAAUUACGUGAACCAUGCACGAAAUAUAUUUACUCCGUUUAAACCACAUGCUCACUGGUUUAAUGACGUGGUAGCUGGGAGCGGGCUUGGUGGUUUAUGCAAGACCGGCCAUAGUUCCAUCAGUCACGGCAUACAUGGCGCUUUUGUUGAGAGGUGGCACAAGGAGACGUCUUCUUUUCACCUUCCUGUUGGGAGUUGA